This is a messenger RNA of Thrips palmi, 2398 nucleotides long. Its product is annotated as synaptic vesicle membrane protein VAT-1 homolog-like. The transcript has 9 exons. Bases 210 to 1547 code for a protein of 445 amino acids. The record is from RefSeq and is a predicted model, not a curated record. Gene Ontology annotation, molecular function: oxidoreductase activity; zinc ion binding. NCBI's taxonomy places the organism in Eukaryota, Metazoa, Arthropoda, Insecta, Thysanoptera, Thripidae.
AGUCCCUCGCCGCGGACUACCUACCUCGGCAGCUGCACGCACAGGCCAAGGCAGACACUCGCUCGCCGCGCCGUCAGCCGCCCGCCAGUCCAGCGCCGACCACCGCCCGCACCGGACCGCUCGUACCGUCGCCGUGCCCAAGCCAAGUCGAGACCCGCACCAGCCGGCUUCCGUUUUGACUGUCUUGGUGUUCGCCCCGCACCGUGACCAUGGCCGAAGAGAACCAGAAGCCCGUCGAGGAGAAGCAGGCCCAGCAGCAGCAGUCUCAGGAGAAGGACGACGCCCCGGCCAAGGACGCCGAGCAGGAGUCCCCCGAGAAGGCCCCCGAGGAGCCCCCCAAGGAGAUGAAGGCCGUGGUGCUGACUGGCUUCGGCGGCCUCAAGUCCGUCAAGGUGCUCAAGAAGCCCGAGCCCACCCUGGGCGAGGGCGAGGUGCUGAUCCGCGUCAAGGCCUGCGGACUCAACUUCCAGGACUUGAUGGUCCGCGUGGGCGCCAUAGACUCCCCGCCCAAGACCCCCGUCAUCCUGGGCUUCGAGUGCGCCGGUGAGAUUGAGGCCGUCGCCGAGGGAGUGGACAAUUUCAAGGUUGGCGACAGGGUGGUGGCCCUGCCGGAGUACCGCGCGUGGGCGGAGCUGGUGGCCGUGCCGGCCAAGUACGUGUACCGCCUCCCGGACACCAUGAGCUUCCUGGACGCGUCCUCCGUCGCCAUCAACUACGUGGUGGCGCACAUGCUGCUGUUCGACGUGGGCAACCUGCAGCCCGGGAAGACCCUGCUCGUGCACUCUGCCGGCGGCGGCGUGGGCCAAGCUGUGGCUCAGCUGGCGCGCACGGUGAAGGGCGUGACGGUGAUCGGAGUGGCCAGCAAGAGCAAGCACGAGGCCAUCCAGGGCUCCAUGGACCACGUCAUCGAGCGGGGAACCGAUUACGCCAGUGAAGUGCGCAAGCUGUACCCCGAGGGAGUCGAUAUCGUCCUGGACUGCUUGUGCGGAGAGGAGUGCAAUCGUGGCUAUUCUCUUCUGAAGCCUAUGGGGAAAUACAUUCUCUAUGGCUCUGCUAAUGUGGUCACUGGAGAAACCAAAAGUUUAUUCAGCCUUGCCAAGUCUUGGUGGCAAGUUGAUAAGGUGUCCCCUAUCAAGUUAUUUGAUGAGAACAAAACUUUGGCUGGUUUGAACAUGCGCCAUCUGAUGUACCAGCAAGGGGGUGCUGCCCACAUCCAGAGCGUUAUGGACAAGGUCUUUGCCAUGUGGUCUAAGGGCCAAAUCCAGCCUGUGGUUGAUUCUACCUGGGCUUUGGAGGAUGUGCCUGAGGCUAUGCAAAAAAUGCAUGACCGUAAGAAUGUUGGCAAGAUUUUGCUCGACCCCAGCUUGGAACCCAAACCCAAGCCUGCUACACCUGCCAAGGGGAAGGGCAAAUCCUCGUCUAUUGACAAGGAGGACAAGAAGAAGGAUGAUGAUGAAAAUGGAUCAGGUGACAAUGAUGCCAAGGAGGAAGAGAAGAAGGAAGACAAGAAGAAAGAAGAGAAAAAGGAAGAAAAGGAGUCAAGUUGAAUCAAUUUUAAAAAAGAAACAUAAAUUAAAUAAGAAUGUGUGGGCGCAAGCGCCGUCCUUUUAGUCACACUCCCAGUUCGAAGCUGCUUACAGAUGAGUGCGAGGAAGUUGCUCUUUUCCUUAGUGCUUGACUGAUAUAGAUGUGUGCAGUGUAAUGAUGUAUCUAUGUGACCUAUUAGCUUUUCAUGCAAAACCAGAUUUUAAACCCUUCUUCCUCCUGUUCUGUGGAUUGAAAUGCUUUUAAUUUAAAUGAUUUUGUUGGUCUGUAUCAUGGAUUUAAUUUUAAGCUGUUAAUAAUUUGACAAAGAAUGAUCUCAAUGGCCAGUUAGGUUUCAUGCAUUUUAUUUUUGGAGAUCCUUACCAGGAAGUUUGUACCUACUUACUAUUUAAUUAAGAUUUAUGUGUACAUUUUAUGCCCAAAUUCUUUUAAAUUUGACAGUAUUUUUCUGUAGCUGCAAGUUUGGCAGCAGACAUUGCAGGUAUAUCAUGAUUUUAUUUAAUGUUUAGAGGAGCGCUAGAGUCGUUUAUUGUAAUUUAAUAUAUUUUAUAUGGAAUUUUAUGCGCAGUGUUUGAUUUAUUGCCUUCUUGAAAAUUAGCUAGGCUUGAAAUGUUUCAGUAGGCCUAUAUGCGUUCCUAUUGUACAUUGAGCCAUUAGUCUGCCAUAAUGGUGACCUGCAGAACAAACUUGUUUGCAGAGCCAUUUUCAUUGUUAGAAAGCCGAGCUGUGUUAUAUUUUUCUGUAAGAUACUGCAUUAUAUACUAGAAUUCUAUUCAAGAUUAAGAUAUGUGAGGGUAUGUCUGUGUAUGCGCUUGCAGUGUAUGUUCCUCCCCAAUAAAAAAGAAUAAAACCA